Branchiostoma belcheri (Belcher's lancelet) is the source of this 2276-nucleotide messenger RNA. Its product is annotated as kelch-like protein 9. The coding region runs from base 271 to 2187 and encodes 638 amino acids. Lineage: Eukaryota; Metazoa; Chordata; Leptocardii; Amphioxiformes; Branchiostomatidae. The record is from RefSeq and is a predicted model, not a curated record. Gene Ontology annotation, molecular function: protein binding. The transcript has 8 exons.
CAGGUUACCAGUUGCAACAAUACGUAAGAAGAGAGGAUCCUAAAAAGGCAUUGUGCCACGAUGACAGGUUGGACGACUCCACGGCCAUUUUCACCCGAGGUCACUUCUGUACCAAUCACCUGUGUCGUCACACUUAAAUGUUGGACAAUUUCGACAUACGUUCAACCCAGAGACUUGGAAUUCUUGGUCCGACUCAAAGACGGAACCAGGAAGUGAGCCAGACAAUUAUAUAUGACCCCAAUGUGAACAAGGACAGGUAAACUUGAACUGAUGUUGAGUCGGGAACCGAUGGCCGCUGGUUUCCCUAAAGAUGGGAUGAUGAUCGGGACGUCCCGGCCCGGCGUGCCGCCCAAACGGGUCAUCAAACACGUCAUUCGCUGGGAGAGCCAAGAGGACAACUCUGACGGCGACGUGCAGAACGGGGGCCGUAGGAACUCCCGGAACUUUACGGUCACAACUCACGGCGACUAUGUCUUACAGGGGUUCCGCCGUUUGAGGAACCAAACCGACCUCUGUGAUGUCACUCUCCUCGUGGGCGAUGCGUCUUUUCCCGUCCACCGUGCCGUCAUGGCGUCCGUUAGCGUCUACUUCAAGUCAAUGUUCAACCAGGAGUUUUUGGAACGCUCGGCCGCGACGGUGCGAAUCCACGACGUGUCCGAACAGAUCAUGAGAAAAGUCAUCGACUUCGUGUACACGGGAAAGAUCGAGGUGAACGUACAGGACGUACAGGAUGUUUUGGACGCGGCUAGCAGGUUUCAGAUCAUGGGUCUCAUGGGGGUUUGUCAGAACUUUGUCAUCAGAGAAAUUUCUCUAGACACGUGUAUAGACAUCCUGUACAUUGCGGAGAGAUACCACCUCACGUGUGUGGAAAAUGACGCGGAUUCCUAUAUUCUUAAGAACUUCUCCGACGUCUCAAAGACACCGGCAUUCUUCACUUUAAACAUCGAGAAGCUUUGUUUCUAUCUUGGCAGUGACCGAGUGAAGGGCUGUACGGAGAUUGACCUGUUCAACGUGGCCACCAAAUGGCUGCGGCACGAGCCUAACAGACUGCAGAUGGCGAGCACAGUAGUGGAGACCAUCCGCUUCCCGCUCAUUUCUCCCUCAGACCUGGUACAGUUCAUACAGAGCGCAGAGUUCAUGAGAACUGAUCCCAAAUGCAUGGCUCUGCUGAAGGAGGCGGCGGACUACCAGAGGUUAAGAUUCGCUCAGCCCGUGCUGGUGUCACCAAGAACGCAGAUCCGGUCAGAAAGCAAUUCACUAGUAACUAUCGGAGGAGCGCACGCGGACGGCAGACCGAGUGACCUGGCGUCCUUCUACGACUUUCAGACGAAGAAGUGGCAGACAUUGGUGAACCUCGAAGUCCCCGUGAAGCAUCAUGGGGUAGCUGUGAUGGGCGGGUUCAUUUGGGUGGUUGGAGGGAUGAACAGAAACAGUGAAACUAUCGCUACAGGAUACAGGUACGACCCCUGGCGACACGAAUGGCUGCAGAUCUGCCCGAUGAACGAGCCCCGCGCCUGUUACCACCUGGCCGUGAUCCACGACAGGCUGUACGCCAUCGCCGGCCGCCAGGGGGAGAACACCAACACCACGUCCAUCACCAUCCUCAGGACUGCCGAGCGAUACAUACCGGAGGACAACAGAUGGGAGUACAUCGCAGAGCUGCCGAACAGAACGGACUGUCCUGCCGGAGCGGUGCAUGUCGGGACACUGUACAUCUCUGGCGGUUUCGACCAACCAGCGGGCUUCCUUCCGCACAUGCGCUGUUACGACGCCAAGUUGGAUCUGUGGCAGGAGAGAACACAGAUGCCAGCUUGUCGCGGCUUCCACUCUAUGGCGGUCAUCAAGAACAAGAUCUACAUCAUCGGUGGACACGGCAUGGACGACCGGGGCGGGUACGACACUGACCUACUGGACGUUGACAUCUACCUGCCAGGGACAGACACCUACGAAAAGGGACGACCCAUGUUGAGAGGACAGGGGUGUUCAGGUUGCACAGUCUUGGACGGGACCAUUUACGUCGUAGGGGGUGGCUCAAGGGUCUCGGGACAGCCGACAAACGUCAUUUCCGUUUUCGAUUCAGUGAAGGACAGUUGGGAGGAGGUUGCCAUGGAGUUCAUUGAACCCAUGUACGGAGCCGGAUGUUGUUCUGUUCUACUUCCGGCUGACAUCGCCAUAGAGGAUGUGUGAACUUUGAGAUUGCCAUAAAAAUACAAUAAUAAACUUCAUAGUGAAGUUUGAUACUUAAGAUCAUUACAGUAAAGCCACACCAAUUUAAU